AUGGUGGUUCAAGUAUAUGUCGAUGUCAUUGUGUUUGGCUCUAUCUCUCAGAAGAAAGUGGAUGGAUUUGUGAAGAUGAUGACCGACGAAUUUGAGAUGAGCAUAUUUGGAGAAUUAAAUUUUUUUCUUGGACUUCAAGUGAAGCAAACAGAUGAUGGAAUGUUUAUCUCUCAAAGAAAAUAUGCUCGGAGUUUGGUCAGAAUAUUCGAGUUAGUUGGGAGUAAGUCAGCAAAAACACCAAUGUCCACUACGACGAAGCUCAUCCGAGAUGAAGAUGGAGAAGAUGUUGACACUAAAUUGUAUAGAGGGAUGAUUGGAAGUCUACUUUAUCUGACUGCAAGUAGACCUGAUCUGUGCUUGAGUGUUGGAAUCUGUGCAAGAUAUCAGGCUAAACCAAAAAAAUCACAUUUACAGGCGGUCAAGCGUAUCAUCAAAUAUGUGAAGGGAACUGUGGAGUACGAUCUACAUUACACAAAAGAUACAAGCUCUGAAUUGGUGGGAUUUUGUGAUGCAGACUGGGGAGGUCAUACUGAUGAUCGGCGAAGUACUUCUGGAGGAUGCUUCUUUCUCGGAAAUAACAUGGUGGCAUGGCAUAGCAAGAAACAGAACUCAACAUCUUUGUCCACCACUGAAGCAAAGUACAUCGCUUUGGGAAGUUGCUGCGCUCAACUCAUGUGGAUGCGCCAAACACUUUCCGAUUCCGGAAAGGGUACAGGUCCGGAGAUGUGA
Tarenaya hassleriana is the source of this 729-nucleotide messenger RNA. RefSeq lists its product as uncharacterized. The transcript is spliced from 2 exons. Bases 1 to 729 code for a protein of 242 amino acids. The record is from RefSeq and is a predicted model, not a curated record. Lineage: Eukaryota; Viridiplantae; Streptophyta; Magnoliopsida; Brassicales; Cleomaceae.